AUGGGCCUUUCUGGCUUCCCAAUCUUUCUGUCACAGUCGAUCCCACGUGCUUUGUCCUCAUCCCCAGGCAGCCCCCUCACGGAGGAUGAGUAUAAAGUCUUUUUCUCUUCCCUGAGGCCCACAUGGAAGGCGAAUCUGGUGUGUCAGAUCCGACGUAGCAAGGGUUGCCACGAUCUUAAAAUAAUCCAGCUGGAUCAGUAUGAGAAUCAUGGCCAGAUCCCAGAGGGCCCCAUCUGUGCUGACCUUCCCGAGGUCCCACCUUUCGAGACCUUUUGUCUAUUUGCACAGUUUCGAUGUUUAAAUCAAAAGUUCUACACCAAGCGGAUCCUGUGUCGUCAUGAGCCACUUGUUGAAGAGACUGAUGUGCUCCCUUCGCCCCCAAGCGGGAGGCAUGCCACAGCCUCGAUUGAGGCCUCCUCACCAUCCCCUGACCACCGCCUUCGCUCCAACGUUGAUGCCAUUUUGAAAUACUCCUUUGCAGUCUCAGGCGAGGACCCCGUGCCCAAGAACCACUUCCCAGCUCCACACCGGAACUGGGCAGCCUUCCAAACCCCUGAGCAGCCAGACCACUCAGAUGAAAGGCAUGGCACAACCAUUGCUGAAACAUCCAUCUUAGACAUCACAAAGGUGAAAGCCAAAGCGGGGCUCACAGACCAGCAUCUCCACCAAAGUAUCGACCAUCUCAUUAACAUGGCAUUCUCAUUGGAGCAGUCCCUGAAUGCGGAGAACGCACAAGCUACCAAAGACAAAAAAGUAGAUCUGGAUGGCCAGGAAGCAGACUCAGAGGCCGGUUUCAAGGGCAGCCUCUUAGCUCUAAGCAAGGACGAAGCGCUGGUGAUUCUCUGCUAUGCAGUGCUGCAAGACAUUUGCAUAUCCUCAGCUAUUAGCAAGGCCUGGAAGCAAAUGGAGGCAAAGACCUUUGGCUACGGCGAUUCGAUAUGUGAUAACUUUGGUCGACGCCAUGCAGAUCUGUGCCCUGAGUGUGCAUUCUGCUCCCUGAAGAUAGAGCAGUGCCAAGGGGCCUCUGACCUGAAACGCAUUGACUGUGAUGACAGCAUGUUCACAAAUUACAUCAACCCUGGGAUUUUGGUCCAGCACCAGGCCAUGGAGCCCACGGUCUCCCCAGUCGUAGGGGAGUAUUAUGGGACUGAGACAUAUGGAGGCCUGAAGGCAGAGUAUUGGUGUGGUCGCUUGGCCACUCACGGUUGCGAUGAUUUUCGUGUAGCUCUCUGGUUGCAGUCAGAAUAUUCCUUCUUCCAAGGAGGGGAUUUCCCAGACAAGAUCUGUGACUCAGCAAGAGUUCAACAUCCUACUUACUGUGCAUUCAAGAGCUACCAGUGUCUGACAUACAACUUCAGUAAAAAGAAGGUGUUGCGGACUGGCUGCUUAAGCAACGAGACCUAUCAGGUGCUAAGCAGGGAGGAAGGGGAAGAGGAAGUGCUUCUCUGGAGCCAGAAAUUUGUGAGCUUCGGUGAUGGGUGAAUGCAUUGAAGAGCGCAAAGGAGUAGCGUUGACGAAGAG
This is a messenger RNA of Elgaria multicarinata webbii, 1521 nucleotides long. It is a transcript of the gene ACRBP, whose product is annotated as acrosin binding protein. The record is from RefSeq and is a predicted model, not a curated record. The coding region runs from base 1 to 1482 and encodes 493 amino acids. The transcript has 9 exons. Lineage: Eukaryota; Metazoa; Chordata; Lepidosauria; Squamata; Anguidae. Gene Ontology annotation, cellular component: nucleus; acrosomal vesicle.